This is a messenger RNA of Pelobates fuscus (common spadefoot toad), 10101 nucleotides long. RefSeq names its product filamin C (gene FLNC). The record is from RefSeq and is a predicted model, not a curated record. The transcript has 49 exons. Gene Ontology annotation, biological process: actin cytoskeleton organization. Lineage: Eukaryota; Metazoa; Chordata; Amphibia; Anura; Pelobatidae. Gene Ontology annotation, molecular function: actin filament binding. Bases 622 to 8922 code for a protein of 2766 amino acids.
CACUCCACACUUUUCAAAGUUGUUGCAGCUUUCUGCUCUGAGCUUUUACUCUCUAUAUCAUUCUUUUUUUCCCCCUCUGCCUAUCUUUGCUGGGACCUUUAUAGCUUUGGGAGUGAAGAAUUCCUGCCUCUGUUUUAUGAUUCAUUUUUUCCUUCUUUCCUUUCAUUCAACAAGAAGAGAAAAAAAAAAAUCCCAAGCCACAGAUCUGACCUGCUGCACUUUGAUUUUGUGCUCCUUUCCUCCCCUCUUACUCCCUGAAAAACAAGGGAUUCACUGAAAGGAAACAGGAGACAGGAAGAAAAAGGUGGAAGUGGAUUAUACAGUGAUAACCCAAACUCUCCCUCCCUGCUCUGCUCCACUACAAAAGGUUGAGUGGGAGAUACGUGAAGGGGUUAACCAGACCCUGCCAAAAAUCACCUCACUGUUUCCAACAAGAGGACAAAUAAUAAGGGAACUAAUUUGAUUGUUGAGGUCAGAUUUAGCAGCUUUAAUUCGAUUUCACAGAGUGAGAUUUGGAUCCAGCAGUCCCAGAGCCUUUACUUACUUUCCUAUCUCCACCCUUUUUUUUUUCUCUUGCUGAUCCUCAUAUAAAAAGCAGAAAGUUACAAAUCCAAAGCCAUCAUGAGCAGCAACGAUUACUACGACCAACACCAAUACCAAGGUGAGGAAGCUGAUGAGAUGCCAGCCACAGAGAAGGACUUGGCUGAAGAUGCCCCCUGGAAGAAAAUUCAGCAGAACACCUUCACCAGGUGGUGCAAUGAACAUCUCAAGUGCAUGAACAAACGCAUUGGGGACUUGCAAAAAGACCUGACUGAUGGCUUGAAGCUCAUAGGCUUGCUGGAGGUCCUGAGUCAGAAGAAGAUGUACAGAAAGUAUCACUCCAGACCCAACUUCAGACAAAUGAAGCUUGAAAAUGUAUCCGUUGCCUUGGAAUUCCUGGACAGGGAGCACAUCAAACUAGUGUCUAUAGACUCAAAAGCCAUUGUUGAUGGGAAUCUGAAGUUGAUCUUGGGCCUGAUAUGGACACUCAUUCUGCACUACUCUAUCUCCAUGCCUAUGUGGGAGGAUGAGGACGAAGAAGAUGCCAAGAAACAGACACCAAAACAAAGACUUCUUGGAUGGAUCCAGAACAAGAUACCACAACUUCCAAUUACCAAUUUCCAUCGGGACUGGCAGGAUGGCAAAGCUCUGGGUGCUCUCGUAGACAACUGCGCCCCAGGUCUAUGUCCAGACUGGGAAGCAUGGGAUCCCAACCAGCCCGUGGAGAAUGCGAGAGAAGCUAUGCAACAAGCUGAUGAUUGGCUGGGGGUGCCUCAGGUCAUUGCACCAGAGGAGAUUGUAGACCCCAAUGUGGAUGAGCAUUCAGUCAUGACCUACCUGUCCCAGUUCCCUAAAGCUAAGCUGAAGCCAGGUGCUCCCCUUCGCUCCAAGCAGUUGCACCCCAAGAAAGCCAUUGCAUAUGGGCCAGGUAUCGAGCCUCAGGGAAACAUAGUUCUGAAGCCCGCCUUUUUCACUGUGGAAACCAUCCUUGCUGGCCUGGGUGAAGUUCUAGUAUUUGUUGAAGAUCCUGAAGGACACACGGAAGAGGCCAAAGUUGUUCCCAAUAAUGAUAAAGACAGAACUUACUCAGUCAGCUAUAUUCCAAAAGUGGCUGGACUCCACAAGGUCACAGUGCUUUUUGCUGGACAAAACAUCAACAAAAGUCCUUUUAAUGUCAAUGUUGCCAUGGCAUUGGGUGAUGCCAAUAAAGUCACUGCAAGAGGACCUGGAUUGGAACCUGUUGGGAAUGUUGCCAACAAGCCAACUUACUUUGAUAUCUAUACUGCAGGGGCUGGCUCUGGGGAUGUUGGAGUGAUCAUUGUAGAUCCCCAAAACCGUCAAGACAUAGUGGAAGUGGUUUUAGAAGACAAAGGGGACAGUAUCUAUCGCUGCACCUACAGGCCCAACAUCGAGGGACCUCAUAAGAUCUACAUUACCUUUGCUGGGUCACAGAUCCCCAAAUGUCCUUAUGUUGUGAAUAUCUCAGAGGCUGUUGUUUUGCCCCAGGCUCCCAGCACCCCACCCCUGCAGAUCACCCCUCAGGCCAUUGUCACCCCACCUCCUGACAAAGCCAAGAAAGUGGCCCCUCCACCUCCACCCAAACCCAAACCACGCAAGUCAACAUGUAACCCUAGUGCAUGUAGAGCAUCUGGACGUGGACUGCAGCCGAAAGGAGUGCGUGUGAAGGAAGUGGCAGACUUUAAAGUGUUCACCAAGGGAGCAGGAAGUGGAGAGCUUAAAGUGACCAUCAAAGGGCCAAAAGGCACAGAGGAGCCAGUGAAAAUCCGUGAUGCAGGAGAUGGUGUGUACGAAUGUGACUAUUUCCCAGUAAUUCCAGGAAAAUAUGUAGUAACCAUCACAUGGGGUGGAUUUGCCAUUCCUAGAAGUCCUUUUGAGGUCAUCAUCAGCCCAGAAGUUGGAGUGCAGAAGGUGAGAGCUUGGGGUCCAGGUCUGGAGACUGGCAUGGUGGGCAAGUCAGCUGAUUUUGUUGUGGAGGCUAUUGGUACAGAAGUAGGGACACUUGGCUUUUCAAUUGAAGGACCCUCCCAAGCAAAGAUUGAGUGCGAUGAUAAAGGAGAUGGGUCAUGUGAUGUGCGAUACUGGCCCACUGAACCUGGGGAGUAUGCAGUACAUGUCAUCUGUGAUGAUGAGGAUAUUAAGGACAGCCCAUUCAUUGCACACAUCCUACCAGCUAGCAAGAAAGGUUUCCCUGAGAAGGUUAAAGCAUUUGGUCCUGGCUUGGAACCCACAGGAUGCAUAGUAGAGCACCCUGCUGAAUUCACCAUUGAUGCACGUGCUGCUGGUACUGCUGAGCUUAAGAUCUAUGCCCAGGAUGCCGAGGGAUCGCCCAUUGACAUCAAGAUAAAGGAUAAUGGAGACAACACAUACGUUUGCGUUUAUGUACCAACCAAAGCAAUCAAACAUACCAUUAUCAUCACGUGGGGAGGGGUCAAUAUUCCAAACAGCCCAUUUCGGGUAUUGGUGGGUGAAGGGAGUCAUCCCAAUAAAGUUAAAGUUUAUGGUCCUGGGGUUGAGAAGACAGGGCUGAAAGCUAAUGAGCCUACUUACUUCACUGUGGACUGCAGCGAGGCUGGACAAGGUGAUGUCAGCAUUGGGAUUAAGUGUGCUCCUGGGGUGGUGGGACCAGCAGAGGCAGAUAUUGACUUUGACAUCAUUAAGAAUGACAAUGACACUUUCACUGUGAAAUACAUGCCCCCUGGAGCUGGGAAAUAUACCAUCAUGGUGCUGUUUGCUGACCAGGAGAUACCUAUCAGCCCCUUCCGUGUCAAGGUAGACCCAUCACAUGACGCCAAUAAAGUCCGUGCAGAGGGUCCAGGACUUAAUCGCACAGGGGUGGAAGUUGGAAAACCCACGCACUUUACCGUGUACACGAAGGGUGCUGGGAAAGCGAAGCUGGAUGUUCAGUUCACAGGGACCUUAAAAGGUGAAGUCGUUCAAGACUUUGAAAUCAUUGACAACCAUGACUAUUCAUACACUGUGAAGUAUACAGCUGUGCAGCAGGGUAAUAUAACUGUAUCAGUGACAUAUGGAGGGGAUCCGAUUCCCAAGAGUCCCUUUAUUGUCAAUGUGGCCCCACCACUUGACCUGGGCAAAGUCAAAGUUCAAGGACUCAAUAAUAAGGUGGAUGUUGGGAAGGACCAGGAGUUCUCCAUUAACACUAGUGGGGCAGGUGGUCAAGGGAAGGUAGAUGUGAAGAUCACAUCUCCCUCACGCCGUCCAAUCCCCUGCAAGGUGGAAACUGGAGUCACCAGCGAAAUUCACACUGUAAAGUAUAUGCCUCCUGAGGAAGGACCAUACAAGGUGGAUAUCAGCUACGAUGGACAUCCUAUCCAAGGAAGUCCCUUCUCUGUGGAAGCAGUAAUGCCCCCUGACCCUUCCAAGGUUCGUGCAUAUGGCCCAGGAUUAAAAGGCGGUUUUGUGGGUAAACCAGCACCAUUUGCCAUUGAUACUAAGGGAGCUGGUACUGGUGGACUGGGCUUAACAGUAGAGGGACCUUGUGAAGCCAAGAUCGAGUGCCAAGAUAAUGGUGAUGGCUCCUGCUCAGUGUCCUACCUCCCAACGGAACCUGGAGAGUACUCCAUCAAUAUCCUGUUUGCAGAAUCCCACAUUCCUGGUUCUCCAUUUAAAGCAGACAUCCGCCCUGUAUUUGACCCAAGCAAAGUUACAGCCAGUGGGCCAGGUCUGGAAAGAGGAAAAGCUGGGGAAGUAGCCACAUUUACCGUGGACUGCUCAAAAGCUGGUGAGGCUGAGCUUACCAUAGAGAUACUGUCAGACUCAGGUUCCAAGGCCGAAGUUCUGAUCCAGAAUAAUAGUGAUGGGACCUACAGCAUCACCUACAUCCCUUCCUGCCCUGGAGCCUAUACCAUCACUAUCAAAUAUGGAGGACAUGCUGUACCAAAAUUUCCUGUUCGUGUCAAUGUGGAGCCAGCUGUGGACACCAGUGGUGUAAAAGUAUUUGGUCCAGGGGUGGAACCAAGAGGUGUUCUCCGCGAGGUCACAACAGAAUUCACAGUUGAUGCUCGUUCUCUGACGAAGACAGGUGGAAGUCACGUGACCACACGUGUGCUCAGUCCAUCAGGGGCUGUAACUGAAAGUUUAAUUUCAGACAAUGGAGAUGGGACAUACCUUGUACAUUAUACAGCAUAUGAGGAUGGUGUGCAUUUGGUGGAAGUUUUGUAUGAUGAUGUUCCAGUUCCCAAGAGCCCAUUCCGAGUUCCUGUCACCGAGGGUUGUGACCCAACUCGUGUGCGAGCAUAUGGUCCAGGUCUAGAAGGUGGGCUCCUUAAUAAGUCCAAUCGCUUCACUGUGGAGACCAGGGGAGCUGGCACUGGAGGUCUUGGUUUGGCCAUAGAAGGUCCCUCUGAGGCUAAGAUGUCCUGCAAGGACAACAAAGAUGGCAGCUGUAGUGUGGAGUAUAUACCAUUCACUCCUGGAGAUUAUGAUGUCAAUAUCACCUUUGGUGGACGUCCCAUACCAGGAAGUCCAUUUCGUGUGCCAGUAAAGGAAGUUGUGGAUCCAAGCAAAGUGAAGUGCUCAGGACCAGGUCUUGGUGCUGGAGUGAGAGCCCAUGUGCCCCAGACUUUCACAGUAGACUGCAGCAAAGCUGGACUGGCACCACUUGAGGUUCUGGUGCAUGGACCAUCAGGUUUGGCAGAGCCAGUAGAUGUUCGUGAUAAUGGGGAUGGAACUCACACUGUGAAGUACACCCCAGCCAUGGAUGGACCAUACACAGUGUCUGUUCGAUAUGCUGACCAGGAGGUACCACGCAGCCCAUUCAAGAUCAAGGUGCUGCCUACCCAUGAUGCCAGCAAAGUUAGAGCCAGUGGCCCAGGAUUAAACACAGCUGGUAUACCUGCUAGCCUUCCUGUGGAGUUUACCAUUGAUGCCCGUGAUGCCGGAGAGGGGCUGCUGACUGUUCAGAUUCUGGAUCCUGAGGGAAAACCCAAAAAAGCCAACAUUCGAGGAAAUGGAGAUGGUACUUACACAGUAUCAUAUGUGCCAGAUAUGGCAGGAAGAUACACCAUCACCAUUAAAUAUGGUGGAGAUGAGAUCCCUUACUCUCCAUUCCGUAUCCAUGCAGUGCCUACCGGAGAUGCCAGCAAGUGCUUAGUGACUGUGUCCAUCGGAGGACAUGGUUUAGGAGCCUGUCUUGGGCCUACUAUCCAGAUUGGAGAGGAGACAGUCAUCACAGUGGAUGCCAAGGCUGCAGGAAAGGGAAAGGUGACCUGCAAGGUGUCAACUCCAGAUGGAGCAGAACUAGAUGUAGAUGUGGUUGAAAACCAAGAUGGCACUUUUGACAUAUACUAUACUGCACCUGAGCCAGGGAAAUAUGUCAUCACUAUCCGUUUUGGUGGAGAGCACAUCCCCAAUAGUCCUUUCCAUGUCGUGGCAUGUGAUACUAUUCCCAUCAUAGAGGAACCGUGUGACACUGUACAGCUACACCAGCCUUACCCUGCACAUCUCCCCGGCUAUCCAACUCACUGGGCCACUGAAGAGCCUGUUGUUCCUGUGGAUAAUUUGGAUACUAUGCUGAGACCUUUUAAUCUAGUUAUUCCUUUCACUGUGCAAAAAGGAGAGAUCACAGGGGAAGUUCGUAUGCCAUCUGGGAAAACUGCUCGACCCAACAUUUCUGAUAACAAAGACGGAACGGUCACUGUAAAAUAUGCACCUGUAGAGAAAGGACUGCAUGAGAUGGACAUUAAGUAUGAUGGAAAUCACAUUCCAGGGAGUCCACUACAAUUUUACGUGGAUGCUAUUAACAGUCGGCAUGUAAAUGCAUAUGGACCAGGCCUAAGCCACGGCAUGGUGAACAAACCAGCCGCAUUCACUAUUGUUACAAAGGACGCUGGAGAAGGUGGCUUAUCCCUUGCUGUUGAAGGUCCAUCAAAGGCAGAGAUCACCUGCAAGGACAAUAAGGAUGGAACUUGCACUGUAUCUUACUUACCCACAGCUCCUGGAGACUAUAACAUUAUUGUGCGGUUUGAUGAUAAGCACAUCCCUGGCAGUCCAUUUACAGCCAAGAUAACAGGCGAUGACUCCAUGAGGACUUCUCAACUUAAUGUAGGGACAUCAGCAGAUGUCUCUCUGAAGAUCUCAGAGUCAGACCUUAGUCUGCUGACUGCUAGCAUCAGAGCACCAUCUGGCAACGAGGAGCCCUGUCUACUUAAGAGGCUGCCGAACAGGCACAUAGGCAUCUCCUUCACUCCAAAAGAAGUGGGUGAGCAUGUGGUGAGUGUGAAAAAAAAUGGUAAACACGUUACAAACAGCCCCUUCAAAAUCAUGGUUGGUCAGUCUGAGAUUGGUGAUGCAAGUAAAGUGAAGGUGUCUGGAAAAGGACUAAUUGAAGGAACAACCUUUGAGAUAUCGGAGUUUAUUGUGGACACCAGGAAUGCAGGUUACGGUGGUUUGGGGUUGUCCAUUGAAGGUCCAAGUAAAGUCGAUAUUAAUUGUGAAGAUGUUGAAGAUGGGACAUGUAAAGUAUCAUAUAGUCCCACUGAGCCUGGAACAUAUAUUAUUAACAUCAAGUUUGCAGAGAAACAUGUACCAGGAAGUCCAUUUAUGGUGAAGGUUACAGGUGAAGGACGAAUGAAAGAAAGUAUAACCAGAAGACGCCAGGCUCCUUCCAUUGCAAGCAUUGGCAGCACAUGUGACCUCAAUCUCAAGAUCCCAGGCAAUUGGUUCCAGAUGGUUUCAGCACAAGAGCGCCUAACUCGUACGUUCACACGUAGCAGUCACACGUACACACGCACAGAACGUACAGAGAUCAGCAAGACCCGAGGAGGUGAAACAAAACGGGAAGUACGAGUAGAGGAAUCAACGCAGGUUGGAGGAGAUCCAUUCCAUAACGUGUUUGGAGAUUUUCUGGGACGGGAGAGCCUGGGAACUUUUAGUACCAUUGCAAGACAAGAGGGUGAAGCUGGUUCACAGGAUAUGACAGCCCAGGUGACCAGUCCUUCAGGAAAAACUGCAGAUGCCGAGAUCAUUGAUGGUGAAGACAGCACAUACAGUGUACGCUUCGUGCCACAGGAGAUGGGAUCUCACACUGUUAGUGUGAAGUAUCGUGGACAGCACGUACCUGGGAGCCCUUUCCAAUUCACGGUUGGACCUAUGGGGGAAGGCGGUGCACACAAAGUCAGAGCUGGAGGCACUGGCUUGGAGAGGGGAGUUGCUGGAGUUCCAACUGAAUUCAGUAUUUGGACCAGAGAGGCUGGAGCUGGAGGUCUGUCUAUCGCUGUUGAAGGCCCUAGUAAGGCAGAAAUCUCUUUUGAGGACCGUAAAGAUGGUUCUUGUGGAGUGUCCUACAUUGUACAAGAAGCUGGUGAUUAUGAGGUGUCUAUAAAAUUUAAUGAUGAACACAUCCCUGACAGCCCAUUUGUAGUCCCAGUGGCGUCUCGAUCUGAUGAUGCCCGUCGUUUGACCGUCACAAGCCUCCAGGAAACAGGUUUAAUAGUCAACCAGCCAGCCUCUUUUGCUGUACAGUUGAAUGGUGCUCGUGGCGUGAUUGAUGCUAAAGUACACACACCAUCAGGAGCUGUAGAGGAAUGCUACGUGUCUGAAGUAGAUAGUGACAAAUACGCAAUCCGUUUCAUUCCUAAUGUGAAUGGAGUGCACUCAAUCGAUGUUAAGUUCAAUGGGCGCCAUAUCCCAGGAAGUCCAUUCAAGAUUCGUGUAGGAGAGCAGAAUCAGGUUGGAGAUCCUGGUCUUGUCACAGCGUAUGGCCCAGGACUUGAGGGUGGAGUCACAGGUAGACCCUCAGAUUUCAUUGUAAGCACUCUCAAUGCUGGAUCUGGGUCUCUCUCUGUGACAAUUGAUGGACCUUCCAAAGUUAAGCUGGAUUGCCAAGAUUGCCCUGAAGGAUACAAAGUCACAUAUACCCCAAUGGCCCCAGGAAAUUAUCUUAUCUCCAUCAAAUAUGGAGGUCCCCAACACAUUGUCAGAAGUCCCUUUAAGGCUAGAGUAACAGGUCCACGUCUCUCGGGAGGCCACAGUCUCCAUGAAACAUCCACAGUGCUGGUGGAAACUGUCACCAAAUCUUCAGCUUCUGUAGGGGGGUAUGGUAUGGCUGUUCCCAAAUUUACAUCUGAUGCCAGCAAAGUAGUGUCUCGUGGCCCUGGGCUGUCAAAGGCUUUUGUUGGAGAAAAAAACACUUUCACAGUAGACUGCAGCAAAGCAGGCACCAACAUGCUGAUGGUUGGAGUACAUGGUCCCAAAACCCCUUGUGAGGAGGUAUAUGUGAAGCACAUGGGCCACCGUCUUUAUAAUGUGACCUACACAGUGAAGGACAAAGGGGACUAUAUCCUCAUCGUUAAAUGGGGAGACCAAAAUGUACCUGGGAGUCCCUUCCAAGUCUCUGUACCUUGAAGCACUCUUUCACCUUCGAUCAUUGGGGGCAUCACUUAAAGCCUACCAACCUGCCAAUCAAGAACAAACGCCUCCCUUUUUUAUGCAAAUGCACUGAUAAAAACAAAAACUGUAAUGGCACAAUAGCUAAUUAUAAAUUCACCAAGUGCCUUUGUAUAUCCAAUAUAUGGAUUUUACCAUAAUAUGAGGGCGUUGUAUUGGAGCAACAGCAAUAAGUGGGUGGGAGGAGGGGGAAGGGAAAAGGGCAACAAGCAUGCACAUACCCACAAUGCCCGUGUCCUUUCUGCUUUUUACAUUUUUUUCUUUAUAUUCCGGUUGGUGUUUUAUUUUUUUAAAGUCGCUUCCUGUCAUGUUUUAUAUGCGCUUUAUGUGUUUUUUUUCUAUUGGAGGGAGACGGGAUGUUUUUUGGGGGGUGAAAGGUCAAAUAAGGUAUCAGGGGUCAAUGAGUCUUUAUGUGAGAUGACUGCUGGUUAUUAACAAAAUGCACACUGAGUAAUCUGGAACAUCUAUGUACCAGAUCCCUUUCUGGAUUUUAUCUUAAAUAUAGUUCCAUUUUAAAAUGGUAGCUAAAAAUAAAAAUUAUGUUCAUUGGUUUAAUUAAAAAUCUGUUUUGUUUAUAGCUUAAAAAGGCAUGAAAAGAAAAUGUAACACUUUAUAAAAAAAUUAUGUGUUACUCCUAAUGUCUUUCAAAAUUUUAUUUUCACCUUAUUACAAUUCUGCAUUAUGAUUACAUUUUCCAUAUUUUUAAAAUUGUUCAUAUUUUAUUUAUUAUUUUCAAAUUGGAAAUGAAAUCUUUGGUUCUGAAAAAUAAUUUAAAUUUAGUCUUGUUAUUUCAUGUUAAUCAUCUUGUUUUUAUUUUUUUAAUUUGGUAUAUUCCUAUAGUCUAGUCUAUUUUAGUUAUUUUUUAAUUUGCAGACCUGCAGGUUUUGACCAUAUACCAUUUGGCCCUUUGACCUCUGACCCGGCCAGUCGUUGAGGAAUAUGUUUUGAUUGUCUUAGCACUGUAAUAUGGGGCGGUGGUGAAGUCUUAUGGUAGUUUGCCAUGAGGCUGCUUUUUUGUAGAGAGUUGGAUUAGAUGCAUCACACAUGGCCCUCAAAAGCAUAUGGUCAUUUAGAACAGAUCUUUAAAUCGGUGCAUACAGAACAAAAAAUAAAGAUUUAUUUGCUAAUGUGCUGUAA